Macadamia integrifolia is the source of this 1886-nucleotide messenger RNA. Its product is annotated as OVARIAN TUMOR DOMAIN-containing deubiquitinating enzyme 12-like. NCBI's taxonomy places the organism in Eukaryota, Viridiplantae, Streptophyta, Magnoliopsida, Proteales, Proteaceae. Gene Ontology annotation, biological process: protein deubiquitination. Gene Ontology annotation, molecular function: cysteine-type deubiquitinase activity. Bases 455 to 1483 code for a protein of 342 amino acids. The record is from RefSeq and is a predicted model, not a curated record. The transcript is spliced from 12 exons.
UUCCGUACGGUGAAAGCUAAUCCGCGAAUGUGUUUCAAGUCGAUAAUCGGUCAAGUUGUUCGAGAUUUAACUAUGUGGCGAGUGUAUAUAAUGCUGUGUCACCGCCCACUAUCGAAUUUAUCGUUUGGACGAAAUCCUUUCAUCGUCGUUAUCUAUUUACGUGGUUUACCGAGUUCUGUCUUCUUUGAAGAUCUAUGAUGGUAGCAGAGGGGUUGGGCCCGGAGCCUAGCACCGAUCUCGUAUGGGGGUGCGGGGGCGUUGUCCCCUGGUGCAAUACAAACCAAUCGACCGCAACUUGAUAAAUCGAUAUGACUUGGAGGAGUAUAUAAUGGAAGAUAUAGUGCCAUUGAUCUCGUCUGAAGAAUUGUGCUCUCUUGAGGCAAAGCUGUAUUCGUUCUUCAAGGAUUACACCUGCCUCCUUGUUUGAGCAAAGACAAGUUUAUGAUUGAAAAUUAUGAUUACAUAUGAGCACGAUCCUGAUGUUGUUCGGUGGGGUCUCCAUCUUCUUGAGGGUGAUCUUUUUCAAAAUUCUGGAUAUUGUGGAGCUGUCACUCAACAUGAUACUAGCUACUAUACUGAACAGUAUGUCAGAGAAGAUCAUUAUGAUACAAAACAUAGCAGUGUAGAGAAUGAUGAGAUUAUUGCACAUGCCCUUCAGGAAGAGUUAUCACAACUUGCAGUAGCUGAAGCAUCUGGAACUUCCAAUGCUGCUGGUGAAGAGCAGUUACAAGCAUCAAUUCUUGCACAAGAUUGGCUUGGUCCAUCUAUGGGAAAUUAUAGUUCUGGGCAUGAAAGUGGCCAGGAUGAGACUGAUGAUAUGGGACCCUCUAGUUCAUGUUCUAGCCCUGAAGAGAAAUCAUACAAUGGGGACGACUGGUCUAACCCCUUAGAGAUAACAGAUGAAUCUAUGCUUGAUGGUGAAGUAGGAAAGAGGUUGAAUCAGAUGGUUCCAAUUCCUCAUGUUCCUAAAAUUAACGGAGAAAUCCCAUCUAUUGAUGAAGCAACUUCAGAUCAUCAAAGACUGCUAGACAGAUUGCAAUUAUAUGAUCUGGUUGAGCUCAAGGUUCAAGGAGAUGGUAACUGUCAGUUUCGUGCCUUAUCAGAUCAGUUCUAUCGUACUACCGAGCACCACAAGUUUGUGAGACAACAAAUUGUUGAUCAGCUCAAGUCCCAUCCAGACAUUUAUGAAGGAUAUGUUCCUAUGGCUUAUAGUGACUACUUGAAAAAGAUGUCCAAGUCUGGUGAAUGGGGUGAUCAUGUCACAUUACAAGCUGCUGCAGAUUCAUAUGGCAUUAAGAUAUUUGUCAUAACAUCUUUUAAGGACACCUGUUACAUUGAGAUUCUUCCCAAUAUUCAGAAGUCAAAACGAGUUAUUUUCUUGAGCUUUUGGGCAGAGGUUCAUUAUAACUCAAUUUAUCCAGAAGGAGAUAUGCCUGCAUUUGAAACUAAAAGAAAGAAAAGGUGGUGGAUCUUUGGAAAUUAGCAUUAGAGGGGAAUGGAUGGAUGUAAUUGUGAAUGCUAGUUGUGGGUUACAUAUGGCUCCUCUUCCUCCUGCCUUGUGCUGCUCUCGUGUAUAUUUGUUUCACCUUUGGAAGAAGCUUCAGCUUUGAGUUGACAAAUCUACUGCUUGGGGCAUCUCUCGGUGAAUUUUUUGGAGCAGAUCUCCCAUUGUUUGGUAAUGUGAUGGAUGUGAUGAGGGCCUGCGUUUUCUCUUAUUUUCCCAGCCGCUGCAGCUGCACAUUAGCUCUUUAGCCUUGUAAAUACCUUCUCCUUUUUGCGGUACUAGAAUUUUUUCUUUAUAUUAUAUAUAUAUAUAUAUAUUUUUUUUUUCAUAUGUAAAACAUCUGUUCUCACUAGCUACUCAUUUAGUGCUUUAGAUUUUAGCC